Molecule: messenger RNA, 2428 nt
Organism: Somion occarium
Lineage: Eukaryota; Fungi; Basidiomycota; Agaricomycetes; Polyporales; Cerrenaceae
Source: the annotation of a GenBank genome assembly
GAGACUCGAGACUCUCGCAACGGUUUCACACGAUCGUAGUUCGUUAAUCCGAUGUCCAUUACAACAAGAGUCAAGACGCGUAGGAAGUACAUUUCGAUGGUCAGCGAGGGAAAGAAAAGGGACGAAAAAGUAUAGGAAUGUGCAAGUGUGCUACUGUAAAUAAGUGAACAAAGCGAACGACGAAGGCGAAGGCGACAACCAAAAGGCAAAGACGCAUACAACCCCUCUCCAGACUGUGGUGGCAUCGAGCAGUCGUCAGUGGCUGUCGUGCGAUUCGUUAGGGGACUAGGCGUUCAACGCUUCCCUCCAAUUCCCCCCCAUCCCCCUUCUCAAGCAAACUUCAAAGCUCCCGCCGCCUUGAGUCACCAGGGUGUGGUGCAUAUACGACGGACUCGACGUCGGGUAGGGGGAUAGUCCGCAUUCGUGGUGCGUUAGGUGGACGAGGGAUGUAUCGACGAACCCGCUCUUCCUCGUCCUCCUCGUUCUCAUCGUCUUCCCAACCACCCUGUGCUGCAGCAGCGUAUGCUGAAGUGUUGCUUGGAAGUUGAGGUGUGGGAAGAGUGGGAUGAUGCAUGGCGCUAGUAGGAAGGUGUGGUACUCUCGGAGCGUAGGAGUUGCCGUUCGACGGCGGCUUUGGGAAGGGCAUGGAAGACUGGGUGUAGGAUGUGCUUUGGGAGGGUGCGUAGGAGUAGGAGGAGGAGGAAGAGGAGUAUGGAGGAGAGGCUUGUUGGGGGAAGGAAGGAUAGGUGUUGUGGUGAUACUGAUGGGUGGUGUAGGUGUGAUGGGGGAUCGUGCGGGGAUGAUGGGCAGGUCGGACAUCCUGAACAGAGCCCUAAGGCGUUUGUGUUGGCGUUGUAGCCAGCAUGCGUGUAGUGUGUAGCAGAGGCGGGACGCGGGGUGUAUGCGGACAUGAUGAAUUGGGGGGAGAGAGUAUGAAGAUCAGAGAAGAGAGUACGAAGAUCAGAGGGGUGAUGAGAUGAGUGGAAGAGGGAGGUGAUGAAGCUGCGGGGAAGGGGCGAGACUAUAUAUGCCCCCGCGAGAGCAGAGGUGAAGCAUGCCACCCGUCAGAUCUGUGCAUUCGGCACGCGACGAGGGGGAAAUGCGUGUUUCUGUUUCCCAUCGAACGGAUGUUUCCAGGACCGAAUCCGCAGAUCCCAUCGUCUGCCGCAAAAUAGGCUUACAAUUAGCUCCCCAUUCAAUUUCGGAAUUCCCAUGCCUCGAUCGUAAUUAACGCAUUCUCUCGGAUCAGCCUUCCAUCUGGGAACGCCGACGCCAUGUGCGGAUCGACAGCUGGCCAGUCCUCUGGUCGCACCUUCCUGGUUCUGUCCUCGACCCUCGGUGACUUCACCAGCUUUCACACUCCGAUGCACGGAUACUUCUCGGUCUGCUGCCUUCUGCUGCCUUCUGCCGCCAAGCUUCGUGUCUCGCUCGUCUUCUUCUCUUCACAUUGCUUCACAUCUCCGUUGCUCCCUGCCGCCGAUACAGAUCUUACCAGAUUUCCAUGUCUCUCUCUUGGCUGCAUGCCGCAUGUCCUCAUCAUACGGCAUGCUAAUUCCUUGCUAAAGCCUCCAUGGCGCCAGACCCCCCCGGUCCCUGUCGGCAGCGAUUCGCACUUGGAGGGAAGCGUUGCUAAGCACUGUUUAAGCUAAUUGGCUUCAAGCACCUAAACGUCAUGCGUCUCUCUCAUGCCCCAUUGGUACCGCAUGUUCUAGAUGGCCUGGUAUUGUCACUUCGUCGCCUUGCUUAUCACCACGCCUUCAAUAUAUCAGCUCUCUCCAGGCACAACUCGCUUCGACCUUGUACUAGAGUUUAUCUUCGUCCAUCCAUCGCAAGGUGCUCGCAAGUUCCCGCAUCCUACCUUUGAGCGUUUUCCUUAUCCUAGACGCGAGAUCUUUAGCCUCGUUCUCAGCCGGUAUACACUCGGGACAUGCUCGGUUUCUUCUGUCUAUCCAGGUCUAUCCCUGUCCAAGCCCGUCUCCCUCAUAACGGAUGUAUUCGAGACCACGAGAUCUCAUCCAACUUUGAGACCUUAUCGAUUUCGACCAUCCAUCCAAACUUCUCGUACCGUAGCUCCGAUCAUAUACAUCAGGCCAAUCAGGCCUCCAUGUAGAUGCCGUCCAGCCUCGUUUUUUCUCUCUCACCGGCAAAUCGUCGAAGCACGAUACUUACAAGCCAAGCCCAACCUGACGUCCUCGAUCUCGUCGUUCAGCCCUUGGUUAGAGAUCCACUUGGCGAUCAUGCGCAUGUCUUAGUUUCGCCUCGAUAUCGAUGCAAGAUUUCCUGCAAUUCCAAUGCUUCACGCUUCAUGAGGUACCGUAGCUGCCCGUAGCUCCGACCCUCCUUGUAGAUGAGAGAUCUCAUCGAGCCUCAUACUUCUCUUUAACCUAGUUAUCGGUGACGAUACAUGUGCCAAGCUGCACCUAACCAC